UUCGAAAAGUUUACGCUUUCUUCUGAGUACGGGAGAAUAAAAUUAAAAACCGAAAGUGAAAGAAAAGUAAUGGCGACAAGUAGCGGAUUUACCUUUGGUGCAACUAACAACAAUAGUAAUAUAUUUGGUGCCAAAACUACAACUUCAACGUUUUCGUUUGGUACCGCUCCUGCGUUUAGUGGAUUUGGUUUAAGUAAUACUUCUAAUGCUUCAUCAACUUUAGCAUUUGGUGCAACAACAAACACAAAUCCUGGAUUUUCAUUUGGUGGUUUUGGUGCUGGUCUAACAUCAACAUCAUUACCCAGUUCCAGUACAGGUAGCUUAUUUGGAAGUAAGCCAGCAACGACAGGGUUUAGCUUGUUUGACACAAAAAGUACUACUGCUACAUCAUUACCUUUCCAGCUAGGUGUAGCAACAAGUGCACCUUCACAAUUACAAAGUGAUAGUUCAUUUGCAUUAGCAAAACCACUUGAAAAUCCUAAAGAAGAAAAAGUUCCUGCAGAAUUUGUUACAUAUAUUAAUGAAACAGAGAAUUAUCUUAAAACGCAAAGAGAAUUGAAGGAUGAAAUAUCCAGAAUAUCUUCACAGACAGUUAAUGAGAUUCAAGAUCAGUUAAACACGAUGAAUCAGGCAAUUGCAAUAAUAUCAAAUAGUUUGCAAAGAGACAAGCUAGCUGCUGAAUAUCUUAAAAAUCAAGUUGGCCAGGAAUUAAAAAAUACAGAAACAGCUCGUCUUAUUCGUGAUCUACCUCUAUCCAAUCUGCAUGACUUUAAUGCUCCUAUGCAAUACUUUCAAUCACUUGUUCUUACUUUUCAAAUUAGAAUAAAAAAAUCUCGCCAAGAAAUAGAAGAGCUAGAAGUCUUUCUAUCUUCAUCUUCACCCUCUAAUCAAUUUACUCCACAAGAUUUAAAAGUUGUACUUAAAAGGCUAAGUGAAUCAUUUCUUGGACUUGCUGCUGAACUCCAGACUGUCCAUGAAGCUGUUAAGAUGAUCAAACAAAAGUAUUUACAGUUUCUUCGUUCAACAUUUAAUGAUUAUAGCGAUCCCUUCACUUCAAGACGUAAAAAAGACUUGCGAGAAAAAGAGCCAUCAGAUUUUAAUGGACCAUCGCCAUUUCCUAUGAUUCAAGGAGCUGGAAUUAUAUCCGGUGCAUUUAAAAUUGACAAUAAGCCUCAAAAUCUUGGAUAUAAUUUACGAAAUUCUUCUGCUUUUCCGAAGCCUUCUGGUACUGGUUUAACUCGCAGUUUGUCAUUUGAUGAAAUUGCUAAGUCAACUCCGUUCAGUGUUUCAACGGAAUUUGGAUCGUCAACUAAUAACAAUUUGCCUUUAGGGCAAUCACCAGCCACUAGCUCAUCUUCUAAUUCAUCUUUCAAGCUUCGAAACCCUCCCAAUGGAAAAAGGGGAAAGUUAUAUUAGCUGAUAGUUUAGCGGAGAUUUGACAAAGAUUCAAUCUAGUUUACUAUCAUUAAAAUAUAACUUUUAAAUUAAAAACUCUAUUUAUCGCAAUAAUGGGAAUUUCCAGUUGUAUAAAAAAUAUUUCAACUAUAAAAAUAUAACUUCUUGUUGA
Molecule: messenger RNA, 1567 nt
Organism: Hydra vulgaris (swiftwater hydra)
Lineage: Eukaryota; Metazoa; Cnidaria; Hydrozoa; Anthoathecata; Hydridae
Product: nucleoporin p58/p45
Biological process (GO): nucleocytoplasmic transport
Cellular component (GO): nuclear pore
Molecular function (GO): structural constituent of nuclear pore
Source: RefSeq, a predicted model, not a curated record